Micromonas pusilla CCMP1545 is the source of this 669-nucleotide messenger RNA. RefSeq lists its product as uncharacterized. The record is from RefSeq and is a predicted model, not a curated record. The coding region runs from base 1 to 669 and encodes 222 amino acids. The transcript has a single exon. NCBI's taxonomy places the organism in Eukaryota, Viridiplantae, Chlorophyta, Mamiellophyceae, Mamiellales, Mamiellaceae.
AUGACCCCCGACGAGCUCACGGACCGGGACGACGCGCCGUUCGCGAUCGAGAAGAAGCCUCCCGGGGCGCUCUCCGUGGACGACCUCACGAAAGAGAACGCGUCGCUGCACGAUGCACUGCGCGCGAUUCGCGGGAAGUGCGACGCGUCGUCCUUCUCCGCGGCGCGAGCGUCCGCGGCCAAGGCGAACGCGCUCGCGCACUUGCGCGCCGCGGAGGACCACGUCGCGUUACUCCUGAGCGAGUCCAGGGCGAAGGUGGACGCGCUCGCGAGAGAGGCGGAGAAAAAGACGCGCGCGUCGGCGUCGGCGUCGGCGUCGCGCGCGGCCCUCGCGACGAUGGACGCGAACGCGACGGUCGGAGAUGCCGGCGUCGCGUCCGACGCGGACGCGAAGGAGCGAGAGCUCGCGCUCCUGCGCGCGGAGGUUCGAGAGUACGCCGCGACGCAGGCGGAGAUGGACGCGGAAGCGGAGGAGCGCGACGCGGAGCUCAAGAACGCGUACGAUCACAUCGCGAAGCUGCAAGACGCGCUCCGGCGGAAGGUCAACACGGAGAGCAUCGGGGGAGCAUCGAAACGCCGGUCGGCGAACUCGGUAGACUCGGGCAACGGAGAUGGCGAUGGCGGGACGACAGAAAAUAUUGGGGCAGUGCAGGGUUUGUCGUCUAACUAA